Molecule: messenger RNA, 5639 nt
Organism: Hemicordylus capensis (graceful crag lizard)
Lineage: Eukaryota; Metazoa; Chordata; Lepidosauria; Squamata; Cordylidae
Gene: NAB1
Product: NGFI-A binding protein 1
Exons: 8
Coding region: 215-2068 (617 amino acids)
Biological process (GO): negative regulation of DNA-templated transcription
Cellular component (GO): nucleus
Molecular function (GO): transcription coregulator activity; transcription factor binding
Source: RefSeq, a predicted model, not a curated record
CCCGCGCUGGGUUGUUGCCGGGCACUCCCAUUCAUGCCGCGGUGCGCUAUUCCAGGCGGCGGCCGAGCUAGGAGCAGCCGCCGCCCCCGCCCUUGCGCGGCCCACGCCAGGAUCUGCGUCACGCGGCUGCGUGUGGGAGGGAGGAGCAGGCGCGCAGCGCAGGAGGGAGCAAGAGCGGAAUCUCCCCAUGUGACAGCGCGGGAGGGGGCCGUGGAUGUGCGGGCAGAGGGGAAGAGAAGGAGGAGGAGGAGGCGGCGGUGGAGGAGGAGGAGGAGGAGGAGGCUGCCGCUACCGCCGCCGCCGCCGCCGCCACCGCCGCUCCCUCCGUGCAGCUUUGCAACAGCAGCCAGUCCCGGCUUGGGGGGCUGUUGGGCAGAGCAGAGGCUGGGGGGCGGAUGCGACAUUGCCCACUGGUGGGAAGGGAGAAGAAACCUGGCCGCAAGCAAGGGGGACAUUGGCAAUAACUUCUGGACAACAUCCGCACCCGGCGAAAGAAAGAGCCGGGCAGCACUCAGCAAUAGCAGCAGCAGCAGCGUCCUGCAGAGAAGGUGUUCUGCCCACAAUGGCAACGGCAUUGCCCAGAACCCUUGGAGAGUUGCAGCUCUAUCGAAUACUGCAGAAAGCCAACCUCUUAUUCUACUUUGACGCCUUCAUUCAGCAGGGAGGGGAUGAUGUCCAGCAGUUGUGUGAGGCUGGGGAAGAGGAGUUUCUCGAGAUCAUGGCCCUCGUGGGCAUGGCUAGCAAACCGCUUCAUGUCCGAAGACUGCAGAAGGCUUUGAGAGACUGGGUCACAAAUCCAGGCCUUUUUAACCAGCCUCUUACUUCCUUACCGGUCAGUAGCAUUCCAAUAUAUAAGUUACCGGAAGGAUCUCCCGCUUGGUUGGGAAUAUCAUGCAAUAGUUACGAAAGGAAUAGUAAUACCCGGGAGCCUCACUUGAAGAUUCCAAAAUGUGCCGCCACGCCAUGUGUUCAGAGUGUGGGUGCGGGCAAGUCUGAUGGGCUGGGAAACUUAUCCUUGCAGAACAGCAGUGAGCAAAGACUGUGGCAAGGACACCACGCUACAGAGAGCGAACACAGCCUUUCCCCGGCUGAUAUUGGCUCUCCAGCCUCACCAAAGGAAAACACAGAAACCUUGGAUGCCGCAGCUGCUCUGUCAGUUACCGAGUGUGUUGAGCGCAUGGCUCCCACCCUCCCCCAAAGUGACUUGAACGAAGUGAAAGAACUUCUAAAAAUAAAUAAAAAGCUGGCCAAAAUGGUUGGCCACAUCUUUGAGAUGAGUGACGAUGAUCCUCACAAAGAGGAGGAGAUUAGGAAGUACAGCGCAAUAUAUGGCAGAUUUGACUCAAAAAGAAAAGAUGGCAAACAUCUCACCCUCCAUGAGCUCACGGUCAAUGAAGCAGCCGCUCAGUUGUGUGCAAAGGAUAAUGCACUGUUGACCCGGAGGGAUGAGCUUUUUGCACUGGCUCGGCAGAUCUCUCGAGAAGUUACAUACAAGUACACGUAUCGCACCACCAAGUCUAAAUGUGGAGAAAGGGAUGAGCUGUCACCAAAGAGAAUUAAGAUAGAGGAUGGCUUUCCUGAUUUUCAGGAUGCAGUCCAGAGCUUCUAUCAGCAGGAUUCAAUCAAAAUUCAACAGGCAUUGUCGAAAGGGAAAUGUGAAGAUCUGGCAGCACUUGGUUCACAGCCAGAAAAGGUGAUAGCCAAGCAGAUGGAAUUUCUUUGCAACCAAGCUAGUUUGGAAAGGCGCCUUUCUACAGGCCUUUACAGACAAAGCUCCGAAGAGCACAGCCCCAAUGGCUUGAUGGGCGAUCAAGCUGAUGGGCAAGGUGAGAGGCCCUUAAAUCUCCGCAUGACAGGUCUACCAAACAGGCACAUGCCACACAUUUCGUUAGAUGGAGAGCCACAUGUAGUGAAGCCCCUCUGCAAUGACUUGAGCCGACUAUAUGCCAGUGGUGAGGCGAAGUCACAGCAUUCAGAAGGCCUUGGUAUCUUGAAAGAUUUUCCUCACUCAGCUUUCAACAAUCUCGAAAGGAAAGUCAUAAAGACAGAGCCAGAAGAUACAAGAUAGCCAUACCGCUCUAGAAAAGGGUAUUUUUAUUUAAGAAUAAAGCUUCAAAAAGGAAACAAAAUAAGCCUUAAUAACCAGUGUUGCCUCAUUGAAAUAAGAGAUUUCAUAGCCAAAGCUUAAGAACCAAGACAAGUCAUAUUGGAGAACUGACAAACACGAGACCAUUUGCAAACUGGAACUGCAGUGAAAAGUGGGUGCAAACAUUCCGAAAACGUGACUUUGUAAUUUGGGGAAAGCUCACAAACUAAUACUGUGGGCUCUUGUUAUUUAAGAAUGUAUUAUGUGUUUGUAUAACUUAUCAGAGUUAAAAACAACAACAACAACCUAGGUGUCAGGAUGUGUAUUAAGUCCAGUAGAUGUGGAUGCCGUUAUUUUACUUGAAGUCUAAAUGUCUACUUUAAACGUAUGAAACAUAGAUAUGAUAGUUCUAAGUCUGAUUUUUUUAAAAACAAAUCCUUAGUUGUGGGGGAAGGAAGCAGGGUGGGGGGAACCUAGUAUAACACUCUUUAACAGCAGAUGUACAAUGGUUAUUUUUUAGAAGCAAAAAAAGCAAUUACGUAAAAUGUUAUAGAGAUAUAGCAUUUGAAAGAGCUGGCUGUAUUAUAACAGGCACCUCGAUGCUUAUUGAUGUAACAUCAUUCUUAAGGCUUCAUGAAUGUGCGUGUAAAAUAUUUAUUUACAUUGUAAUGCUGUCUGCUACUUAGGAACUGGGGAGAGUAAGAAACACAUGCCUUCAUAUUCCAAAAAGGGGAAAAGAAAUAUCUGUAUCAUAGGGAACUUGAUUUACUAGAUAUUCUGAUUAAUACUGCCAGAGCAGCUACUGAAAUGCUGGCAACAUUUGGGCAACAAAACAUACAAUUCUUUAAAAAGACAAAAUCUUUUAGAUAAUGGACGAGAUGGGAAAGCAAUGCAAGGUUCAUACAUCACCAUUAAGAAAUUAAUGCUCUGAAACAAGCAACAAUUAAAAAAAGAAGAAACCGAGGUUUAAAUGCGCUACUGUUAAAUGAGUAUCUAGGAGCAGCUUUUCAUUCCACUUGACUUUACUUUACAUAUAUACCACAUACUGCAGACAAUGUACUGAUACAUUUCCUUUUGUAUGUUUGAACAACUGUACUUAUUUAUUUUACAAAAGGUGUGUUUUGUGCUUUUUUAAAAACACACACGAUGUUUUCUUAAGGGUGCAAUUUUGUCUAUAAUGUAAUGAGUGACUUCUAGCUGACGUUUUGAUAUUUACCCUUUGGAUAUUUCAGUGUGGUGUCUGCAUGUUAUGUAUAUCAUUGUGACAUGUGGGUUUGCAUAACAACCCUUUCUCCUCGAUAUCACUUAACACUGUGUGGUUGCAUUGCUGCAGUUAAGAGUUCCUCUGCACCUCAGUUCAUCAAAUGCUGAAUCUGUAUUUGGGUUCACCCCCAUAGCACCCAAAGGACAACAAAACAGAUUGUGUGGCUGACACCAGUGGCCCUGCUUCAGAGCUGCCCAAGCACAGGAUGCCAGAGACAAGCAGCUAGUUGAAUGGGACAUGUCCCCAUUGCUACAGGGAUGCAGCUUUGCCAUGUGGGAGACCAAGAUGUCUCAUGAGAGGCAGGGUUCCUUUUACACAAGUGCUGCUUGUAGUGCUUCAUAUGGAAGAAGUGGGGGUGAUGCUAAGGAGGAUUAUUGCUUCUCCCACAGUAGGACGGAGGGUUUGAGGAGGAGGAGAAGGGCAAGAGCUUAAAACCUGUCUCCGCCAUAUCUAAUGCACUGAAGGUGGCUUGGAGCGGCAGGCUGAUGCAGCACCCAGGAUACAUCUAUAAAUGGCAUCUCCUGGGGUGCCACAAUUUGCCUACAGUACAGUCAGAGGAGGUAAUGAAAAUGCUCUCCUCUACUUCUUCCAUAAUGCAAUGUUGCUCUUCAUAUCUGAAGAUUUUGCUCUGUGUUGUAGUGAUUAUCAAGUCACUACAUGCGCUGUAUUGAAAUGAUCAGCGUAGUGUGAAGUGACCAUGCAUCUGUUUGAGAUCACCAUAAAACAUGUUUAAUAACUGUAUCACUUGAUUUGUGGAAUAAAAUGUUAUAGUAGAAACACCAGUACACACAUUUUUAAUACUAUAGAAAAUGUCUUUUUAAAAAGAAAAACUGUUUCUUGAAAUGCAUUGUACCAUUUCAUUGAUGAAGAAAUGUAUUCUGAGGAGUAGAAUCUGCAACUUAAUGGAUGAAAACAAGGUGAUGAAUGUGUAGCUUAAAGUAGCUCAUUUUAUUGUUUUGUGAACUAAUAACAUGAGCUUGUUUGCUUGUUCCCUAAAGUUGCAAGAAGCACUGCUUGAUAUCUGAAUAGUUUCACAAAACAUGACCGUAAUUACAGACAAGCAAGCUCAUAUCACUACCCAUAGGAUAUAACAUCUCAUUUUAUAAUGGCAAUGUAAUGUAGUGUAAAUUUAAUCUGUAGUACAGAUCUAUUUUUUUAUUUUCAGUUGUAAAUUACCUGACUUAGCUGUGUCAGAAGUACAAAGGUACUUGAUUUUUUACAGUCCAGCAAACCAUUUCAAUCCAAUAAGCAGCCUUCUUAAUUUUUUUAACCUUUUUAUAGUUUGCAGGAUGUCUUAUACAGUGUGUGGUUUUUUAAAAAAUUUAUGUCAGGUAAGCUGCAGCAGCUAAAGUUAACUCUAAAUCUCCCACCUACUAGAAGUACUGUAGAGUAGAAAUAAAAGCUGAUUAAAAUAUGCAGAAGGGCAUGUGGUAUAGUCCACAAUGCCGAAGGGUACAUGGUACACUCCACCACCUCAGCACACAGGAUUGCUUGAAAAUAAUUCCCCUCUCAAAAUCUCGCUACAUCUGAAAAGCUUACUGUAUAUGUCAGAAAGGAGUGUUCUAGAAGGAGUGUGCAGAACAUUCCGAGGUCAGAACAUUCCACCUCAAAAAUGGGCCAUUUUGAGUGUUCCAAGUUUGGAACAGAACACCCCUAAAAGUGGGGGGGGGGCCCUGUUCUGAGCUCAGAAUGGAACAGCCCGUUCCAAGGUGGAACAUUCCAGCUCCGUUCCAGGUGCCAUUUUGGAAUCCAAAAUGACGCUCUAAACAGGGUUGUGCCGUUCCAACAAAACGUUUUGUGCAUUUUGCAUUCUGUUCCAAGCUCAGAACAAAAUGCAAAAUGUUUUUUGUGCACACUCCUAUGUUCUAGCACAGCCUUCUUGCCUGGAUUUCUCGCUAAUGUAUUUAUCUUUACCCAUGCAGGGAGAUGGUGAUGAGUGGAGAUGUACAGUCUCCCCGCCACUUUUCCCUUUCCGGUUAUGCAUAGUUGUGUUAGAUUUGCACACACCCUUCUGAAUUGGCUCUAAAUCAUGGCUUUUCAAAGACACAGAUCUUGCUUGCCUUGUAGUCAGUAGAUGGACUUCUAGGAUGCUAAUAAUAAAGACUGUUGCUGAUGGUUGGGAGUACAGGCUAAUAUCUUGUCUACAGCUUUUGUUGUGAAGGCAGGCUAGAUGUUAGCUACAACAGGGUUAUUAUGACCAAUACUGGUGUGACUCUUAGUUUAUCUGCAUCUGUAUUCUUUUAUGUCUGCCUUUGCCUUGUUGCUUACAAAAUAAAAGUCACCUUGGCA